CCUCCCUCCUGCAGGGCGAGAAAGAGGCGGCGAGUCGCGCGCGGCGGCUGGCCUUUGGGCGGGUUGCCUCGCGAUGCUGCUCCCGCCGCCGCCGCCGCCCUCGUCGCUUCUGCCAGGAGGCGCCCCGGGCGCUGGAGCGCGAGCCAUGGCGGGGCCGGAGCUCCAGGACGAAGCCGGCCUCCGUGAGCAGCAGAACGAAGACGGGGAGCGAGGCCGCGGCCGGGCCACGGCCGAGUGCGCCCGGAGCCGGGCGAGCAGGGCGGUGUCCGAGGCGGAGGCCGCUGCGUCAACUACCCAAGGGGACCCCGAAGGCGCCGGUCCCCGCUGGGGAGCCCAGCACGCCGGAGCCCGCGAACUGGCCGAGCUCUACUCCCCCGGGAAGAGACUGCAGGAAUGGAUUAGUGUCAUCCUGUGUUUUUCUCUGAUGUCUUUCAACUUCUACCAUCUUCUCUUCUGCUUGAGACUGGAACAUGCCUUCUCAAUUAUUUUUGGGAUUUUUGCAGGAAUCAUUACUGCUGAUUUUGCCUCUGGUCUAGUGCACUGGGGAGCAGAUACCUGGGGAUCUGUCGAUCUGCCAAUAGUUGGAAAGGCUUUUAUCAGACCUUUCAGAGAACAUCACAUUGACCCAACAGCAAUUACAAGACACGACUUCAUAGAGACCAAUGGAGAUAACUGCAUGUUGACGGUAGUUCCAUUGGCAAACAUGGCCUACAAACUGGUUUCUUUAUCACCAGAAGCAUUACACCAAUCGUGCCCUUGGGAGUGUUACGUCUUUGCCCUGGCUAUAUUUGGAACCUUGACAAACCAGAUUCACAAGUGGUCUCACACCUACUUUGGUCUUCCUCGCUGGGUUAUCUUCCUGCAAGACUGGCACAUUAUCCUGCCGCGCAAACACCACCGGAUCCAUCACGUGUCUCCUCAUGAAACUUAUUUCUGUAUUACUACAGAUCUCUUUCGAGUCGCCUCUUCUGGGUGUCGACACCAUUUUGGAAUGAGGCAGGCAGCGACUGCGGAGAGAACUGUCAUUGCUGCGAGCGCCCCUUCUUCAGGGAUGUUCACCUGCCAUGGCUGGCUCAACUAUCCGCUGGAGAAAAUAAGAUUUUGGAGGUUCCUCGAGAUUAUCAUUCAAGGACUGACCGGAGAAAAACCGAGAGCAGAUGACAUGAAAUGGGCCCAGAAAAUAAAAUAAACUCUUGCCAGGCUUCUGCAGUCCUUAUACUUGUUGCCAAUAUUUUUAAAAGAAAAAAGCCAUCAGCCAAAUUAAAGACUUGUAAAGAAAUAAUGGACUAAAGCACAAUGCUUUUUAAAAAGUGCUAACAGACUGCAGUUAAAGGACUCACUCUUCAAAAUAAUACUUGAAAAUGCAAAUGGCUAAUUCCAUUUGUACGGAGCACCUUCUGUUAGCCACAUCUGCUGAUGUUGACCAUUUUUGUCCUUGAGUCUCAAAAGCCAUUAGUUGAAGACAAUGCACCAUUUUCUAGUAAGAUAUGUCAUUGGCACAGUAAAAUGUGUUGUAUCAACAUGAAUUGCCACUUUGAAAACAGGGUUAAGACCAAUAUGGAAUAAUGAAGAUAAGCAGACGAGCACUGCGUUUUUAAGGAGCAGGUUCAAACUGCAUGGGGAAAAAAUCAGCCAAGAGGGGAAGGGAAGUUUAUGAAAUUGUCAACACUUCAAUACAUUUAAUGUUUGGUACACCUUCCAGUUGCUUCAUCUUGCUAUCAUGUCCAGUCUUAGUCUAUGUGGUGUGCAACAGAACAUUUGGGAGUCUUGUUCUGCUAGUGGAUAAGGAUCCUUAUUGUCGUCUGUCUCCUGAAAUAAACAAGUGUUUUUACUCCCUUGAUAUCUGAGCAGACUGUUGCUGUAUAAGCCUGCAACUGACUUGGUAGCAACCUGGGAAGAAGAACAGAACGUGUUCUGCACAAGUGUCCAAACAUAAAGGCGCUUGUGUUAGGUCGUUUUGUGUUCAGCAAUUGGGGUUCCUUUCAGUAUGACUCCUCUUCCAAUAAUCAUUGUUCAAGUAGCUCUAGGAAAUUGGGCACAUGAUUUAUAUGUUAGAAAGGGAUAGGUUAAUGGUGUGUAUUUUUUUAAAGGUGCUUGCUCAUUCAUGUAAAUAUUAUAAAGCCUUAAUCUUUUUGGUGUAACAUGGAUUAAUAUUUUAAUGUGGUCUGAAUGUAUAUAAUAUAUUUAUAACAAAGCAGUUCGAUUAUACUAAUUGCAUUUG
Molecule: messenger RNA, 2221 nt
Organism: Zootoca vivipara (common lizard)
Lineage: Eukaryota; Metazoa; Chordata; Lepidosauria; Squamata; Lacertidae
Gene: PEDS1
Product: plasmanylethanolamine desaturase 1
Biological process (GO): ether lipid biosynthetic process
Cellular component (GO): endoplasmic reticulum membrane
Molecular function (GO): plasmanylethanolamine desaturase activity
Source: RefSeq, a predicted model, not a curated record